GCGGUUCUUAAGGCGCGCGGCGGGCGGCCGGAGGAUGAGCCGAUGGAGCGCCGCGUGGAGUCCAGUCGGAGGGUUUUCACCAGGUGAUCCCGACUGGUUCCCUGACCGGAUCACGAAUGGAUCCCGAUUUAUUCACGCGCAGCUGGAAGAGGCCGCUUCACUCUUUAAUAACUGUUUACGUCAUCCUCAUUUAUCAAGCAAAUCUUUCCAGAGGUGUUGAAAGAUCAAACGAUUCAAACUGGGAUCCAUUAAAUAACGGGAGCAGCAGGAUAAAGCAUCAGAAAUGGGACACCGCUUCCCAGGGAGGGCAGAACCUCCAUUCAGCCACUUCUGCUUUAGAAACAAACACUUCAGCCUCCAGGCAAUCACUGGUUAGCGGGACUGUUGCAUCCAACCUGACGUCUGCCAGGAUAGAGAGGACACAAAAUGACUUGUGGAGACGAAGCGUUGACCAAUCAUCUGUACCGUUGAUGAGUCAAUCAUCCUCAAGAUCAACAGCUGGCAGCCAAGAUGUGGAGAGCGAUACAGAAAAUAACCCCCAUCCAUCCCUUCAGUCAGUAACUGAGACUAGACUCCCAACCAGCGGUCAAUUACCGGUCAGCACUACCUCACCUAAUUGGUUACCAACUAAGACUGCAGAUCUAAACCAAUCCCAAACCAAUCUGUCAACCAAUCAACCACCAACAACUAGUCAGUCAAUAAAAAUCACUACACCAUCCAAACAAUCUUUGACUAAGAACGGACCAUCAAACCAAUUCCAGACAAGAUCUGGUCUGCCUACUGCUGUGAUUACACAGUACAACCAGUCAGACAUUAGCCCAGUGCCACACAGUCAGCAAAGGUUGACAACAGCGUCAACAAGCCAAACAACUAACCCAGUCCAAUCCCAAACCAACCCAAUGACCAGCCAGUCCCAAGACAUUGGACAAGCCAGUCAAUUGAAACACACCACAGAGAAUAUCAAUCACUCAUCAAGCAGCACAGUUUCAGCUGGUCUGUCAUCAACAACAACUCGAAUCAGCCCUGUACCACCAUUCAAACAACAGUCAACAGCAACAUCAACCCACCAAGCGACAGAGACAACUAAGUCAGACGAAACCCAAACCGGUCUAGCUUCACGUUUCCAAUCUCAAACAACCAGCCAGUCAACAAUAAGUACUGGACUGACCAGUCAAUCAUCAAGCAUAGCAAUAGAAACUAGUAAGUCAGGUGACACCUCAACCAAGACUGUGAAAAUCAACGUUGUCAACGUUGUGCCUUUAACACAAAACCCAACAACCACAACAUCUAUCAGUCAAUCAUCUACAGAAGCAUCUAGCCAUUCAGAAGUCAGCCCAGUAACAAAAUCCAAACAACAAUCAACAGCAACAUCAACUAGCCAAACAACAGAGACAACUCAAGCCGAUCUAGUUUCCCGUAUCCAAUCUCAAACAACCAGCCAGUCAACAGUAAGCAUGGGGCUGACCAGUCAAUCAUCAAGCAUAUCAUCAGAAACUAAUAAAUCAACAAGCAGCACAGCUACGACUGUGAAAACCAGCGAAUCAGAUGUCAACGUUGGGCCAUUCACCAAAAACCCAUCGACCACAACUUCUACCAGUCAAUCAACUAUAGAACCAUCUAGCCCACUGUCAGCCACCAAAGUGACGUCCAAACCAACAACAAUCACUGUUGCAUCAAUUAGUCAAACAAACCAACUGCCCACUAAAAUGACACCACACAACAAAGGUGGACCACCCACCCAACCACCAGCCACCAAAACAUCAGUCAGUCAAUCUCCCAUCACAACAACCCAAAACAACAAAUCAGCAACUUCCAGAGAACCAGCAAAUCAAUUGUCAACCAACACCGCAUCUGUCAACAAGGGAAUAAGACCUACUGGACAAAUGCCAAGCAUUGCUUCAUCAGAAAACCAGUCCCUAGAUAAACUAACACAAACCACUCAGUCUUCAACCACAUCGGUAAUGUCCAAACCAUCUAGAAGUAUAGCACUAACCAAACCAACAGAUCCCAAACAGUCCCAAUUACAACACAGUACUACUGCACCAGUUCACCCUGCCAGAAAGACAAAACACCCCAUCCAACAAGUAGAGAGUACAACAUCAGCCAGGAAGUUGCCUGAAAAACAAGUACCUGCUAAAGCACCGUCCAGAAAAUCAUUAUCUAAAAAGACAGGGUCAAACCAUUCCCUGAUAAUCACAGCAAAAUCUGGACAAUCACUGGAAGGUACAGACCCCGUUAGCCAAUCAGCAGUCAGUAAAUCACCUCCCAGGCUCUCAUAUCCAGAUGGCAGUACAACAAAAUCAGCCCAACUGUCCUCCAGCCAAACAUCACCGGGCCCCUCAGCUACUUCAUCACGACCAACAAGCCAGUCUGAUCUCACAACAACAUUUUCUAGUCAAUCUCCAGCUACUUCAACUCCAGCUGAUCAAUCAGUGACAAAUUCAGUGGCUUUAGCAGACACAUCUCACAACCGGAUGUCGAAUAAUCAAACCCUGAAUGGACCUUUACUGCUAAACCAACUGGCAACUGGUUCAACAACGGCAGGAAAACUGGUUGCCUUUUCACCAGAUGAUCGGCCGGUUAAUGUCUCGCUGCUCACCAGGCAGGCAAAGGAGACCCUAAAGUCUUCAAAACGUAGAAUACCAGGGGAGCCGUGUGAGUAUCCCUGCCUUAAUGGAGGACAGUGCUAUUUGACGGAGUCAUGUGACUGCAGCUUGUUUCAGGCCACUGGACACAGAUGUCAGACAGUCCCAAAUCUCGGCUUUGAGAGGGAGAUGACCUGCAGGACGUGGGGUCAGUACAACUUUGAGACCUUUGACGGUCUCUACUUCCACUUCCCUGGCCGAUGCACGUACACGCUGCUGCGGGACUGCGAGGAAACCACCCAGGCCAGCAUUGUUGUCCAGGUCCACAAUGACCCAAACUGCGACUCGGCUCCCUACGCCUGUCAGCGGUCCGUUAGCCUCUUCCUGCCCUGGGACGGCGAGAUACGACUCCACGCCACCAGCGUUACCUUCAAAGGUCAAAGUCUGCAGCUUCCUCAUCACAUCCAUGAGCUGCAUCUGGAGCAGAUUUCCCAGUAUGUGCUGGUGACACAGCAGCAGGGCUUCACACUGGCCUGGGAGGGGCGGAGCGGAUCGGUCUACAUUAAACUCAGCCCGGAGUUCGUGGGCCGGACCUGCGGCCUGUGCGGAAACUUCAAUGCAGACAUUCAGGACGACCUGAAGACGAGCUACGGUGUGCUGACUCCAGACGUAGAGAUGUUUGGGAACAGCUGGAUGGAGAUGGAACCCCACCAGGACCCAUGUCCCCAUGUUCCCUCUGCGUUCCCGUCGCCCUGCGCUGGCGCUGAAACUCAAAUCCUCCUGAAAGUGGAGGAAGUGUGUGCGGCGCUGCUGGACCCGCCUUUCCAGAGCUGCCAUGACUUUGUGAGUCCGCUGUCCUACAUGGCCAGCUGCUCCAACGACCUCUGCAUGUCGGGUCCCAGCGGCGAUGUGGUAUGCCAGGUGUUCAGCGAAUACGCUCGAGCCUGCGCCCAUGCUGACCACCCACUGCACAACUGGAGGCAGCGCAUUCCUCAGUGUGUGAAGCAGUGUCCUCUGGGGCUGCAGUACAGGGAAUGCAUCAGCUGCUGCCCAGAGACAUGCAACCUGGAGCGGACAUGCAUAGACAGCAAGCUGGCCUGCUUAGAUGGAUGCUACUGUCCUGAAGGUCUGAUUUAUGAGGAAGGGAGUUGUGUGGCCCCGGCUGACUGUCCCUGUGAAUACCACGGCAUGUUUUAUCCCUCUGGACAAACUCUGCAGGAAGAAUGCAACAACUGCACAUGUGAGGGUGGAGUGUGGAACUGCACCGACCACACAUGCCCAGGGGAAUGCUCGGUUACAGGCGAUAUGUACUUCCAGUCGUUUGACGGGAGGAUSUUCACCUUCCCUGCGACAUGUCAGUACGUCCUCGCCAAAAGUCGCAACUCAGGGAAAUUCGCCGUCACCAUCCAGAACGCCCCCUGCGGAGCCAAUCUAGACGGGGCCUGCAUCCAAUCAGUUAACCUGGUCAUUGACGAGGAUCCAAGGACUGAGAUCACACUGAGUCACGUCGGCGAGGUCUUCAUGGCCGGCCAGUACCGCGUCUCGCUGCCCUAUUCUGACGAUAUCUUCCACAUCCAGGAGCUGUCGUCCAUGUUCCUCCAGGUGAGGACGGCGUUCGGCCUGCAUCUGCAGUACAGCUGGACGGAGUUUCGUCUCUACCUGCAGGCCGACGAGACGUGGAAAGACGACACGGUGGGGCUGUGCGGCACCUUCAAUGGCAACACUCAGGACGACUUCCUAUCUCCCUCAGGAAUGAUCGAGAGCACCCCUCACCUGUUUGGAAAUGCCUGGAAGGUGUCGUCAGCCUGCUCCCUCAGCCUGAGCUCGCCUCCACUCGACCCCUGUGACACCCACCAGCAGGCCGUGACCUACGCCUCGGAGAUGUGUGACAUCCUGAACCAGGACCUGUUCGCCGCCUGUCAUGAGUACCUGAGCCCAACGCCGUUCCACCUGCAGUGCCGCGCAGACACCUGCAGGUGCGGCACGCCCUGCCUCUGCUCCGCCCUGGCUCACUACGCUCGGCACUGCCGCAGGUUCUCCAUCAUCGUCGACUUCCGGGCGCACGUAUCGGACUGUGCUGUCGCCUGUCCUGCCACCAUGCAGUAUGGCACCUGUGUGUCGACCUGCCAGCGCCGCUGCUCCUCCCUGUCCGUCCCGCAGCACUGUGGGGGCGACUGCGAGGAGGGCUGCGUCUGCCCCCAGGGCUCCUUCUACAACCACCGAACACACACCUGUGUGCACAGGUCCGAGUGUCCCUGCAGUUUCCUCGGAGCCGACUACGAACCCGGAGACGUGAUCUUGACAUCAGCAGGUGUUCAACUGUGUCUUAAUGGUAAACUGGUUCCUCAGACUGGAGAAACUGACAGGCUUUGCCCGCCGGGUCAGCUCCAYCUGAACUGCUCAGACGGGGAGAACAGCCAAUCAGCAGGAAGGGGCGUGGCCUGUGAGCACACCUGUGAGUCCUACCURYUGAACAUCACCUGCUCUGCGCAUGAGCCCUGCGUCUCUGGCUGUGCCUGUCCGCCUGGGUUACUGAAACAUGGGGAUGAGUGCUUUGAGCCUGAUGCCUGCCCCUGUUUGUGGAAAGGGAAAGAAUAUUUCCCUGGCGACCGAGUUUCCUCCCCCUGCUACCAGUGCGUUUGCCAACACGGGAUGUUCCAGUGUGUGUUUCGUCCGUGUCCGUCCAUGUGCACGACUUACGGUGAUCGCCACUACAGGACGUUCGACGGACUGCUGUUUGACUACGUCGGGGCCUGCAAGGUCUAUCUUGUUAAGAGCAGCGCUGAUGUGAUGCUGAGCGUUUUGGUGGAGAACGUCGACUGCUUUGACAGUGGAAUCAUCUGCAGGAAAUCCCUUCUGAUCAACAUCCGCGGAUCUUUCAUAUMUUUCGACGACGAUUCUGGAAAACCAAAUCCGUCUAGUGUGAUCGACAGGAAGCAGCAGAUGUUCAUCUGGCCAGCUGGAUAUUUCACAAUAAUUCACUUCCCAGAAGAAGACGUGACGGUGCUGUGGGACCGGAAGACAACGGUUCACGUCCAGGUUGGCCCCCGCUGGCAGGGGAAACUCAGCGGCCUGUGUGGGAACUUUGACCUGAAGACAAUAAACGAAAUGCGGACGCCUGACAACAUCGACUCGCCGACGCCGCAGGAGUUUGGAAACAGCUGGACGGCCAUGGAGUGUGUGAACAGUCCAGACAUCAGACAUCCUUGCAGCCUCAGUCCUCUCAGGGAGCCCUUUGCAAAGCGUCAGUGUGGCGUCCUGCUCAGUGAAGUCUUCCAGACCUGCCACCCGGUGGUGAGGAUUCUGGGUAAAGGUCCGCUCAGGCUCUGGACCUUCUGGGAUCAGACGUCUCUGCUGGCAGCCAGCCGGUCCAGCGGCUUCGUGUUCCUGCAGCGGGUCAACACCAGCGCCGGCGCCGCUCCUGGGAUCCUCUCAGAGUUCAUGAUGACGCCGGGCCUCAGCAGAGCUCGGCCGCACGAUGCAUCGCGGGUUUCCUUUGAAGCCGUCGACMGACCGAACUACUUCCUGCACGCGAGCGCCAGCGGCCAGGUGAGGCUGGCCAAGUGGGAGGGAAGUGAUGCAUUCUGGGACGGAGCCACCUUCGUCCUCCACAGGAACACCUGGAUCUCGGGCUACGACUCGCUGGAGUCGCACGCCAAACCCGGCUUCUUCCUGCACGCCACGCCGCCACGCCUCCACCUGCUCAAGUUCAGACACAGCUACGGUUUCCGCAAGGCGUCGCUGUUCAGACUGRCGGGCCCCAGCCCAGACACCCCUCCGGGUCCUCGCUGCCAGUGGAGGUACGACUCCUGCAUCAGCCCCUGCUUCAGGACCUGCAGCGACCCGUCCGCCGACUCCUGCGUCACCAUCCCACAAGUAGAGGGCUGCCUUCCUGUCUGCCCCCCAAACACGGUCCUGGAUGAAAUCACCCGUCGAUGCGUUSAUGUUGACGACUGUGUUCGGCUCCCAGAUUCAGUGGCGCCUGCGUCGCCGUCCACAGYAGCUGAACGUYAUGAUGUCACCACAUCGUCCACAGCCCCACACACACCCCACGCAGCGAAAAUUCCCACCAGCRCUGCUCCUCGAGCUACUACUGGGAGCAAAUACUCCACCUCAWCCACAGCGCCACCUGCCCCUGAUGAGGCGGCCCGCCCGGAAACCGUAGUUACAUCUGCAACUCCUGAGCCGUCCAGAACUCUGUCUGGGCCAACGGCGCCCUCUGCUGUCAGGCCAGAGGAAGUGGAGGCAGCGUCCACAGUCAGAGUAACUGAAACUCCGUCAUCAGCUGCAACAAGCUGGACGACCAGGCUGAGCUCAUUCAGCCCCACCACGUCCAGAACAACCACUGGUCAUUUUGGCUCCUCCUCCACUAAACCGACCGACUCCCAGUACUCCCCGCUCACCACCAUUACAGCGUCUGCUGGGAGGUCGACCACAAUCRGAACCUCCACGGUUGGUCCUCCACAUAAAGACACAUCAGAAAGCUCGAGUUCAGCAGUUACUCAAACAACUYUGAGUUCAGUUUCUCCCCGAGUCUCAGAAACAUCUCCAGUAAGAGGCAGAACCACUGUCUCCAGUACAGCGACUACCUCUUAUAAAGCUGCACCAGUAGAGGGAAUGACAACAGCACCGUUUGUCCUGCCAGAACUACCAACCACAAGCUCUACAACAGCUUCUCCUGUUCUCACCUCGCCCACUAAAGGAGCAGGAACUGGAUAUUUGUCAACAGCAACGACAGAACCAUUCCAACCAGUUAGCUCUUUCACUACCAGUAAGGCAACACAAACUGGAACCACAGAAAGGACCUCGCACGUCAUUCCAACCGAUCGUACAACUUCUUCCACUGUUUCUGUGUCAUCCACAACAGAAACAGUUAAACCCUCUACAACUCCGUCUGCCUUCACUUCAGCUACUACAAGGUGGCAAACAUCAACCAUAAAGAAAGUCACAGAAUCUCCUGCAUCUGAAAUCUCUACAGUCUCUUCAGCAACAGCUUCACCCAGACCUGCUGAGACGACAGGCAGCACCGCUCCUUCUUGGUACACGUCAGCUGCCUAUUCGGAUAGGACUUCCUGGUCCGCUGCUGCUCCAGUAACGGGGAAAACCACUUCCAGCAAGCUAACUUCAAGACCCCUUGUCAUUCCAGAAACAUCCACAAUGUCCACAGAUGUUCAGUUCACCACAAAACUCUCAACAGGAAUCACUACUUUACAACAAUCUCCAACCACACAGAGCACCACCCAUCCUCCGUACACUGAGCGAACCUCUGAGCCUCUGUAUCCCCCUCACUGGGAGGUCACCUCCACUUCCACUACCACCUACCGGCCGCCAAUGGAGACAACACCUGGGCUGCCCUCUGAAUCUUCUACCAUGUUUGCUAAAUCCCCUGAAGUUCCUCCUCUUCCAGUAACAUCUAGGACAACAUCUACCUCUGCAGCCUCUACCACCACCACAGAAACAUCGGCUCCAGAAAGCGGAGCCACAACCACCAGGAAGCUGAUUACUCCACCUGUCUCCCUCUUCACCUCCACCACUAGAGGACCGAGACCCUCCAGUCUUCACACCACUCUUAAGCCAAUCAUAGAGACUUCAAAACCAGUUACGACCAGAGUGUCAACUACAACCACAAGCAUGUCUUCUCCGUCCUUGUUUUCACUCCACACAACGACCUCUACAACAACUCCAGAGGUAUCUACGAUCCUGGAGAAGGUCACGACCCGACUGGUGUCCUCUUCAAGAGCCACACCCACCGCUGUGAGGACAUCCAUCCUUUCAGCAACACCCAGACUUCCUGCAACAUCUACAGUUACUUCCAGAGCCACAUCGCCCACAGUCAGGCCGACAACCGCAAGGGUCACCGUUGCAACAAGACCUUCAGCUACCACCACCAGAUCAACCGUGGUUGGCUCACCGGCUACUACAUCUCCAACCAUUGCAACAACAGCAAGCAGGRUUGGUCAUGUUGCCACAUCAAUUUCCCGUUUGACCACAACAACAGCUCCAGUGGCUUCACCAUCAUCUACAGCCGCCUUCACCAGAGAGUCGACCACAACCAAAGAAGCUGAAACGACAACAUCUCCGUCCCGACCUGAUGYCUUUGUCUCAACCCAGGAGCCUGCUAUUCCAGUUCCAACUACAACGCAGCAAGAAUCCACCACCGCCUUCCAAAAACUUCCUACAAGUCMAGCAUUGACAACAGCUUCAAGUUCUCCUCGCGCAGCGCCCGCAUCGACGAGUUCUUCAGUUGAGCGAUUAACAUCAAUGUCAGAAACUCCUGUAAGGACGUGCACUCCUCCAUAUGCAGAGAUAGUCGACGAAUGCACAAAGUACAUCUGUGUCAACAACCAGCUGAUCCUGUUCAACAAAUCCCAGAGCUGCCCCUUCACAGCCGAGCCUCCAAACUGCGGCCUGCUUGGCUUUGCUGUUCUGGUCAACGGAGACAAGUGCUGCCCGAAAUGGGAUUGUCCAUGUCGCUGCUCGAUGUUCCCCGAUCUGAAUGUGAUCACUUUUGAUGGGGACAGYWUUGCCAUUUUCAAAGCUGCCUCGUACAUCGUUGCCCAGCUUCCCAACGAGACCCUGAGUGUCCUGAUUCAGGAAUGUCCGGCGGACUCUGACCGACCGCUCCUCUGGAAUUUCACCAACUUGUGUCUGGUUUCACUCAACAUCACUCACAAAUCCAACCAGGUUGUCGUCGACAGACUGCAGAGGAGACUCUUCGUGAACUCGCGCUACGCCAAGCCUCGUUUUAAAAAGUACGGCUUUGAGAUCUACGACACGGGCAACAUGUACCUGAUCCGCAGCCCGGCCGGACUGAAGGUGCAGUGGUACCACAGCACCGGCAUGAUGGUGAUCGACGCCGACGACGCGGGCAGCAAACUCCCCACCAUGGGCCUCUGUGGUUUCUGCGAUGGAGAUCUGACCAACGACCUCACUCUGCCCAACGGCUCGGUUUUGGGCGUUAGCCAGGACCCGGUUCUGUUCAUCGACAGCUGGCAGGUUCCCAACACCACCAGCUACGUCAGCUACAGCCGUCGGCGUGAACAGAACUGCUCCACCAGUGACUGCUCCCGCUGCCUGGCCAUGCUGGAGGACCACGCCUUCACGCCGUGCCACGCGUUCGUGCCGCCCAGCACGUUUUGUGAGGUUUGGGUGAGAGAUUCAGAGUAUGUGAACAACCAUUGUGUGGCUCUGGCUGCCUAUGUGGCAAUCUGCCAUAAAUUCAGUGUCUGCAUCGAGUGGAGGAGGCCGGAUUACUGUCCCUUCGUGUGUCCCGGCGCUCUGAGCUACCAGGCCUGCCUGCCGGCCUGCACGUCUCAGUCCUGUCCCAACCACGACUUUGACUCCGAUCCGGACCACUGCUCUGGCCUGACGGAGGGCUGCGUCUGCCCCGAGGGAACGCUGCUCCACCGGCCGUACUCGGCUCUCUGCAUCAGCCCUGAGAAGUGCGCCUGCACCGACAGCGGCGGCGUCCCUCGGUCGCACGGCGAGGUGUGGAAGGCCUCGCAGGAUGGCUGCUGCAUGUACCGCUGCGACAACGACACCGUCGUUCCCGUGGAGUACGACUGCUCCAGCGCGCCGGCGCCGGUUUGCCACCGAUCCGGGGAGAUGAUCAUCAGCAUGUCUGACGACACGAGCUGCUGCCCUCACAAAGUCUGCGUUUGUAACCAGAGUCUGUGCGAUCGCUUCCCUCCUGAGUGUAAAUACGGGGAAAAGCUGGUGUCGUACUUCAGGCCAGAGUCCUGCUGUCCGGACUACGUCUGUGAGUGCGAUCCUGAGCGCUGUGAGUCUGAGCUGCCCGCCUGCAGAGACGACCAGACGCCGGUCGCCACCAGAGCCGACGGCAGCUGCUGCCUGGCCCACAUCUGCAUGUGCUCUUCCUGUGCGGAGAGGCCUCCUUCCUGCCGGGACGGCGAGGUGCUGAGCGUCGACAGCAACGGCACGGAUCGAUGCUGCCCGUUCUACCAGUGCGUGUGUGAGCCCUACAGGUGUCCCCAGCUGACCUGUCCUGUUGGGAUGUCGGUCGUGUCCGUUUCCAGUCCAGAUCUCUGCUGUCCCAACCAAACAUGCGUCUGCAGCUGUGAAAAGAUCGUCUCUCCUAAAUGUAGCCUGGGAGAAGCUGCACAGCUUGACCGGGCCUUCCUGUCCGACCCACAGAACCAGUGCUCCUGCAAGAGAUACAAGUGUGUGCGCGAGGCCGUGUGUGUGUUCGGCGAGCUCGGACUGCUGCGGCCGGGCCAGACGCUCGUGGAGCACGGAGACGACGGUUUGUGUUACAGUCGCCACUGCAGCCAGGUUCUGGACCCGGCGAGUGGAUUUUACCUGCUGCGCAUUUCCACGGUGAACUGCUCCGCCCACUGCCACCCGAAUCAGAUCUAUGUUCCUCCUAAGGACCAGUCAACCUGCUGCGGCGAAUGUAAAAACAUCUCCUGCAUCUAUCAACAUGAGAACGGGACGGUCGGCCUCUAUAAGCCUGGAAGGUCCUGGGUGUCAAACUGCAAGAAGUUCGACUGCUCCGACACGUCAUUCGGACCGACCCUCAUCUCCUACUCUUACAGCUGCCCCCCCUUCAAUGAGACGGAGUGCAUGAAGAUCGGAGGAACCGUCGUUAGCUACAUGGACGGAUGCUGCAAGACGUGUACUGGAUUUCAUCUGUUCCCCUUCCCAGUUAGCCAAAUGACUCCCACAGCUAACACAAACUGUGAACAAGGUAAAGAAGACGGGAAGUCGUGUCAGAAAGUGACGGUGAGGAUGACAAUCAGGAAGAACGACUGCCGCAGYAACCGACCGGUGAACAUCGUGUCCUGCGACGGGAAGUGUCCCUCCGCCAGCAUCUACAACUACAACAUCAACACCUACGCUCGCUUCUGUAAGUGCUGCAGGGAGACGGGGCUGCAGCGGCGCUCCGUGCAGCUCUACUGCAGCAGCAACGCGACCUGGGUCAGCUACAGCAUCCAGGAGCCCACCGACUGCUCCUGCCAGUGGUCCUAGGCUCAAACACUCACCUUCAGCAGCCCAGGCCUCACCUGCACCAGGUGCGUGAGGCCUAAAGGUGCUCACGGAGAGGACARCUUGGCGGUGGGACUGUGAAUGACACCACUGCAAGGUGCUGGGAGGAUGCGAACGGCGGCUUCUCUGUUCUGUGCUGAUCUCAGUCAGUAUGUGUAGUACCUCUGCUGGCAGGGAGGUGGAGCUGUGGAGCACAGAAGCAGAUGCAACCAGGACCCGCUCUACAAUAGCACUGAUAU
Messenger RNA from Poecilia reticulata (guppy), 11830 nucleotides. The record is from RefSeq and is a predicted model, not a curated record. Lineage: Eukaryota; Metazoa; Chordata; Actinopteri; Cyprinodontiformes; Poeciliidae.